GUGAACCAGGGGAACAUGCCCGGCAUCCAGAGCACCUUCCUGGCCAUGGACACGGAGGAGGGCGUGGAGGUGGUGUGGAACGAGCUGCUCUUCACCGACAAAAAGGCCUUUAAAGCACACGAGGAGAAGAUCAAGACCAUGUUUGAGCAGCUGGUGCUUGUGGAUCACCCCAACAUCGUCAAGCUUCACAAAUACUGGCUGGACGUGAAGGACUCGAAGGCGCGGGUCAUCUUCAUCACCGAAUACGUGUCCUCAGGGAGCCUGAAACAGUUCCUGAAGAAGACCAAGAAGAACCACAAGGCCAUGAAUGCCCGGGCCUGGAAGCGCUGGUGCACGCAGAUCCUGUCUGCUCUCAGCUUCCUGCACUCCUGCGAGCCCCCCAUCAUCCACGGCAACCUCACCAGCGACACCAUCUUCAUCCAGCACAACGGGCUCAUAAAGAUCGGUUCAGUGUGGCACAGGGUGUUUGCCAAUGCCCUCCCGGACGACCUGCGGAGCCCCAUCCGGAUCGAGCGGGAAGAGCUGCGCAACCUGCACUUCUUUCCCCCGGAGUACGGCCAAAAGACUGACGGGACGGCCGUGGACAUCUUCUCCUUCGGGAUGUGUGCGCUGGAG
This is a messenger RNA of Mesitornis unicolor (brown roatelo), 615 nucleotides long. RefSeq names its product nuclear receptor-binding protein 2. Gene Ontology annotation, cellular component: cytoplasm; endomembrane system. The annotation marks the transcript as partial. Gene Ontology annotation, molecular function: protein serine/threonine kinase activity; ATP binding. The transcript is spliced from 8 exons. Lineage: Eukaryota; Metazoa; Chordata; Aves; Mesitornithiformes; Mesitornithidae. Gene Ontology annotation, biological process: endoplasmic reticulum to Golgi vesicle-mediated transport; protein phosphorylation; intracellular signal transduction. The record is from RefSeq and is a predicted model, not a curated record.